Molecule: messenger RNA, 1449 nt
Organism: Eremothecium sinecaudum
Lineage: Eukaryota; Fungi; Ascomycota; Saccharomycetes; Saccharomycetales; Saccharomycetaceae
Gene: TOS1
Product: Tos1p
Exons: 1
Coding region: 1-1449 (482 amino acids)
Cellular component (GO): fungal-type cell wall
Source: RefSeq, a predicted model, not a curated record
AUGAAGUUUGUUAAAGUUAUCAGUCUCAGUUUAUUUUCUUUGGGCAGAACUAUCGCUGUAUGUGAAAACUCUGGUGGGAACUUUUUCUGCGACACUACCAACGCCGUGAUCUUCUCUAACGUUGGGUACCAAGGAUCUUACCAGGAUGUUGUGAGUAUGGAUGAGAAAACCGGUGAAUGUAUCCAGAAGCCUGUAACCUUCAGUGGCGGUAUGGCUCCUUUGAAUGAGGAAAUGUCUGUGCACAUUAAAGGUCCACUCAAGUUGCACGAAUUUAGUGUUUACUACCCAACUGCUGGUGGUUCCUUCAGUAAGCGCGAAGAAACCGUUGAGAAAAAACACAAUCAUGAAAAGAAGAGAGAUUUGAAGGUGGUUGAGGUUGUUCAUACUAUCUAUGUUGAUUCUGAGGGUAGAAUCAUCACUGGAUUAGGUGCCAAGCCAACUCCAGUUGUUGAGCAUGAUGGUAAGCCUAGUGUUCCACAAGGUGGCAAUGCUGAACCUAAGAAGGAUGAUAAGAAGUCUGAACCUAAGAAGUCUGAACCUAAGAAGGACGAUGCUAAGUCCGAUGUUAAGGCCGAGGACAUCGAAAAAUCUGGUAAGAAGGAGAACAGCAAACCUGCUAAGGUUAACAAUCAAUCCAAUCCAAAAUCUACUACAACCACUAGCUAUCGUUUAGCUUCUGCCACUGAUGCAGCAGAUUCUAGUAAUCUAGGCCCAGCUGUGUGGAAGAGAGUUUCUCACUACACCCCAGGUUCUACCACUAACUGUACGUUCUUCAACCACCACGGUGGAUCUGGCUCCGGUGUUUGGUCUUCUGCUUUCGGUAAUUCUAUUUCGUACGCUAGCGCCGAUGGUCGUUCAGCCGCAAAAUCUCCAACUGCUUUAGGAGAUGUCACGUUGAAAUCCAACGAGGAGUUGAUUAUUUUCUCUGGUGUAUCUUGUGAUGACACCAGUAUUGGUGACUGUGGUUACCACAGAGACAAUAUUCCAGCUCACCACGGUUUUGGAGGUGACUUCAAAAUCCUAAUGUUUGAAUUUACCAUGCCACAUGACAACUCUGGCUCUGGUGAUAACCAAGACAUGCCAGCUAUUUGGAUGUUGAAUGCUAAGAUUCCAAGAACUUUACAAUAUGGUAAGGCCACUUGUUCCUGUUGGAAAACUGGUUGCGGUGAACUGGAUUUAUUUGAGAUUUUGAAUUCCGGUUCUGACAAGUUAAUUGCUCACGUUCACAGUGGUCAAGGUGAUAACGGCAACGUCUACGGAGGUGGUGGUUCUCAAGACUACUUUACAAGACCAACUACUCAGUCUAUGAAGGCUGCAGUUAUCUUUGCAGGUGACUCUAAGCAAAUCCACAUUGUUAAAGUUGAUGGUGACUUCGGAGAUACUUUGUCUUCGGAAACCGUCAUGUCAUGGUUGAGCCAGGAAGGAUCCUUGGCUUUGUUGUCGACAUGA